AUGCCAUCCAACGAAGCAAACAGCGCCGAAUCCGACUGGGCGAUCGACCCCGCCGUCUUCGCCUUCACGCCCCGCAGCCUGCGCGUUGUGUGCAUUGGCGCUGGCUUCUCGGGGCUGAUCAUGGCCUACAAACUCAAGCACGAACGGCCAUUGGACUACGUCGAUUUCACCAUCUACGAGAAGAAUCCUGAGGUUGGAGGAACGUGGUACGAGAAUGUUUAUCCCGGGGUUGGCUGUGACAUUCCAAUUCAUAGCUAUAUCUUCCCCUUCAACCCCAACCCAAACUGGUCACAAUGCUACGCCAAAGGUCCAGAGAUCCAGCAGUACAUCCUCGAUACAGUCGAGAAAUUUGAAUUAAAGGAGGAAAUCCAGUUCAACACAAAGCUCACCAGCGCGAUCUGGAACGAGAACGAGGGGAAGUGGGAGUUGAAGCUCCAGCGCGGCGACGAGGUGCUCACCGAUAAAGCCGAUAUCGUCGUCGACGGCAGUGGUGUCCUCAACAACUGGACCCUCCCCGACAUCAAAGGCAUCGACACCUUCCAAGGAAAACUCCUCCACACAGCAAAAUGGGACCCGACCUACAACUGGGAUAACAAACGGAUUGCCGUCAUCGGGAACGGCUCGUCUGCACUGCAGGUCGUCCCAGCUCUCCAGCCGAAAGCCGGCAAGGUGGUGAACUACAUCCGGAACCCAACCUGGAUCUCAGUGAAUCUUGCUGGUGACAUCACAAAGGAUGGCAUGGGCACAAACUUUGCAUACACGGAGGAAGAAAAGAGGCUGUAUCGCGAGGAUCCUGCUGCGUUCCGGGAGUAUCGGAAGUACAUUGAGCGGUCGAUAAACGGCGUCUACAAAAUCAUGCUUUCAGGCUCUCCCGAAAACGCCUUCCUGCACAACAUCGUCACAAACGUAAUGCGGUCCCGACUCGCCUCAAACCCACAUCUGAUCGACAAGCUCAUGCCCAGGUACGAACUCGGUUGUCGCAGACUCAGUCCAGGCGAUGGGUAUCUCGAGGCGAUGCAAGAGGCCAACGCACAGUUCAACUUUGAUUCUAUCACACGCAUCACGGCGACCGGUAUCGUAACAACAACAGAAACCGGUCAAGAGGUAGAGGAAGAGUUCGACCUGAUUGUCUGCGCAACGGGUUUCAAUACGUCUUUCAUUCCAGCGUGGGAACUGAUCGGGCGGGACGGACGGCAGUUGGCUCAGGAAUGGAAAGAUGUACCGCAGGCGUACUUUAGUCUCUGCACUGGGGGAAUGCCGAAUUACUUCAUGUUCGGGGGCCCGAAUGCCCCUGUUGGACAUUCCUCUGUGCCUGUGAUGCUGGCCUGGUCGGGGGAUUAUAUGCUGGAUUGGAUUGAGAAGAUUGCGAGGGAGGAUAUCAAUUCUGUGGUGGUGAAAGACUCGGUCGUUGCUAGCUUCAACCGCUAUGCAGUGCAGAGUCUGAAGCGCAAUGUCUGGUCGAAGGGGUGCACGGCGUGGUACGGCAAGAAGGACGCGUCCGGGGAGGGUAAAGUCGUGACGGCGAUGUAUCCGGGGAGUAUACUGCACUUUAAAGAGUUCAUCAAAACGAUACGCGGCGAGCACUUCGAUAUCAAAUACAACAGCUCGAACCCAUUCCGGUAUUUGGGCAACGGCGAGCUGGAGAUGGAGCGGGCAGAGGGGGGAGACCUUGCUUAUUAUUUGUAG
Messenger RNA from Aspergillus puulaauensis, 1686 nucleotides. RefSeq names its product flavin-containing monooxygenase. The transcript is spliced from 8 exons. The record is from RefSeq and is a predicted model, not a curated record. Gene Ontology annotation, molecular function: NADP binding; flavin adenine dinucleotide binding; N,N-dimethylaniline monooxygenase activity. Bases 1 to 1686 code for a protein of 561 amino acids. Lineage: Eukaryota; Fungi; Ascomycota; Eurotiomycetes; Eurotiales; Aspergillaceae.